Messenger RNA from Scophthalmus maximus (turbot), 3110 nucleotides. It is a transcript of the gene trim45, whose product is annotated as tripartite motif containing 45. Gene Ontology annotation, cellular component: nucleoplasm; chromatin. Gene Ontology annotation, molecular function: zinc ion binding; protein binding; ubiquitin-protein transferase activity. Gene Ontology annotation, biological process: positive regulation of DNA-templated transcription. The transcript has 8 exons. Lineage: Eukaryota; Metazoa; Chordata; Actinopteri; Pleuronectiformes; Scophthalmidae. The record is from RefSeq and is a predicted model, not a curated record. The coding region runs from base 114 to 1790 and encodes 558 amino acids.
AAAGUUUUCUCCUGUUGGAUUUCAAACGAAAACUUCGGGGUUAUGGACAGAACGCGAGCUCGCUGAGUUGCAGGGUUCGUUCGUUUUGGUCACCGGAACAACCUCGGAGCACAAUGUCUGAGCCUGAGCCGACAGACGCUGCGGGUCAGUCGAGGGCGGUGUGCACCGCGUGUGGGCGUCUGUACCGGGACCCGAGGCUGCUGCCCUGCCUGCACACCUUCUGCUGCGACUGCAUCGGCCGGCUGGAGCCCUUCUCCGCGCCCGCUCCACCGGACGGGCCGGGGGGGGAGGAGGGGGGCGCCGUCACGGUGCUCUGUCCCGACUGCGACUCGGAGGUGGAGCUGCCGCCGGCGGGACCGGCCGGGCUGAGCAGCGACCACCUGGCGCUGGACGACGUGUUGCAGGAGACGCUGGUGACGCGCGGCCCGCUGAGCUGCGACCUGUGCGGCGAGGGAGGCGCCGAGAGCCGCUGCGAGGUCUGCUGCGUGCAGCUGUGCGCGUUCUGCUGCCAGGCGCACCGGCGCCAGAAGCGAACGGCGGCUCACUCCGUUCAGUGUCUGGCCGAGCUGCGUUCCCGCGGCCGCCUCCGCCGCCCCGUCCUCUGCACCCUGCACCCGGGCCAGGAGCUGCGUCUCUUCUGUCAGCCCUGCGACCUGCCCGUGUGCCUGGAGUGCGCCGCCGCGCUGCACCGCGACCACCGCUGCUGUCCCGCGCGCGACGCCGUCGACCGCCACGGGGGCCGCAUCCGGGAGCUGGUCGCCGGGCGCCUGCAUCCACUCCGGGAGCGUCUGGAGGAGUCCCUGCAGAAGGUGGAGCUUUCCCAGGAGGCCCUGCAGACACGGGUCGAUGCCACGGCCAACGAGGUGAGGGCGUUUGCGCGAGGCUACGCCAGCGCCGUGGAGGCCCACUGCCUGUCUCUGCUGCGCCGCCUGGAGGAGCUGCGAGUCCAACGCAGGAACCAGCUCCACCUGCAGGGCGCUCAGCUGAAGCAGGCGCUGUCCGACGUGCGCGGCGGCGUGGAGUUCGCCGAGAGGCUGCUGAGCCGCGGGUCCGACGCCGAGAUCCUCAGCGCCAAGGGCGUGACCCUGAGGAGGCUGAGCGCUCUGGCGGAGGACAGCUACGACCCGCACCUGGCGACCGUCGCCCCCGACGACAUCGCCGCCAGCGGCGGCAGCAUCCGCUUCGCGCCCGCGGAGCCGGCGGGGGAGGUGGACGGCUACCCGGUGGUCGGGGUCAUCAGCGCCAAGACACUGGACCCCGCCAGGUGCACCGUGGACGGAGAAGGUCUGCAGCGGGGCAGCGAGGGCCAGCGGGGCCACUUCACCCUGGUGUGUCGGGACUCGGCCGGGGAGCAGAUGGCCCGAGGCGGAGAGCACGUCCUGGUCAGCGUCGUCCACAAGGACAAGAAACACUGCACAGUGGAGGCGACGGUGGUCGACAACGACGACGGCUCCUACGGCGUCUCGUACACGCCGGAGGAGCCGGGAAGCUACUCGCUGUGGGUUUGCGUCAAAGCUCAACACAUCAAGGGUUCCCCGUUCGCUCUGACCGUGGAGAAGAAGCUGAGGCGCCACGGCGGGACGUUCCACUGCUGCUCCUUCUGCUCCAGCGGCGGGGCCAAAGACGCUCGCUGCGGCUGCCCAGGGACCAUGCCAGGAGGAUUCAAAGGCUGCGGUCACGGUCACAGGGGACACCCCGGGAAGCCCCACUGGUCCUGCUGCGGCAGCACCGCCGCCGAGCGGGCCGAGUGUCUGCCCCCGCGCGGCCGCCUGCGGACCGUGGAGCUCUGAGGCCGCGCCGCGGGACCAGAGCUGGCUGUCGAAGGUGAUGGGAGCUCACGGCCGCAAGGAGGUUAGAGCAGCGGGGGGGCGGGGGAUCCAAGUCGCUGUGCGGUGGACGCCGCCGCUCGAGUAUUUUCACACUUCAUUGAGUUAUUUGUAGCCACAACAUCAACACUGUGUUCUCUGGAUUGCAAACCGUCCCGACUGGCCACACUGUCCCUGUCCGCGCCUUGGAGGCUCGGACCUCUGCCGGACACUUACUCUGGUAAAUCUUGGUCCAGUUGUGAGACAGUCGGCGGUUUCAGACACAAGACGAACACCGGCUGAUUUCUCUCGAUCCGUCCGGUAAAGUGCCUUGUUUCGUCUUUCUCUCGAAGCUGCUGUCAAAUUAAAAGGUGCUGACAUCAAUGUUUUAUAGCUUACAUGUAAAAAAACAACAACAAAAAAACAUCAAUAAUUAAUAAUCACCAGUGAUGAAUUUCAAUACUUCACAUUUGUUGUUGUAGUUUUUUAUCCUUCCAUCGAGGAAGGUAAACUUGAACGAUGGCUGCUCUUUGAAGGGGCCGCGAUCCCAUUAGUCUGUAGUCGUCCAUUUACGUUCUCGUGAAAGUUUAUUCUUAUUGUGGAGGAGUGAAGUGCGGUAAUGUCUUUUCCAAGAAUAUAACCCUGAGAGUCAUUGGAGCCCAGCAGAUCAAUCAGACGACAAAUAUGAUCAGCCGAUAUUCACGUGAGCCAGUACUGAGCAUGUCGUUGACAUUCGUACAGUCCAGCGAUUAUUACUGUAUAUUCGCUGCGGUGACAUGUACUGAUAAUUUCCCUGCUCUCCAAGAAUUCUACUAUUUACACACAUUCAUAGUCAAGAGCCCCCCCCCCCCGGAGGGGAAACACAAGGAGACCUCGGAGUCGGCUUGCUCUCAGAAUACAAAGUCAUUCCACAACACGAGCCUCCAAGCAGCCACGUAAAGCCUCUUCUGUAUUUACUGCACUCUGAAUAUGCCUUUUUAUUAUUUUCUAUAGAUUAAUAGCGAAGUCGAUUCAUAGAAACCCUUCACAUGAAUGACCUCUGACCUCGUCCAGUUGUGGUCCAAGAUCCUCUCAAUGACAGAGAACUUCUCUAACACUGAAUCUGUUGCUGCUGUUCACAUUUUAAAAUAUAUAUACAUAUAUAUAUGUAUAUAUAUAUGUAUAUAUAUACGUAUAUAUUUUUACGUUUGUCACUGACUGAACAUUAAUCUAUAUGUUGAAAAUCUUGAACCUGUUUCAGGUUCCGCAGGUUUUCUCUGGAAAUUAGUGCCUGUACAAUGAAAUAAACAUAUUUUUCAGUUUUGA